Acaulospora morrowiae is the source of this 345-nucleotide messenger RNA. Lineage: Eukaryota; Fungi; Glomeromycota; Glomeromycetes; Diversisporales; Acaulosporaceae. The record is from the annotation of a GenBank genome assembly.
AUGACUCACUAUUAUGAACUUUACCGUAGGAGCAGCAUUGGAAUGGCUUUGACUGAUUCGCUCGACGAGUUGAUCCAGGACAGCGAUAUCGAUCCGCAACUGGCAAUGAAAGUUCUUUUGCAAUUUGAUAAGAGUAUCACGGAAGCCUUGGAAACAAAAGUUCGUACCAAGGCGACAUUUAAGCAAGGAAGCCUUCACACGUAUCGAUUCUGUGACGAAGUGUGGACUUUCAUCAUCAAGAAUCCAAAUUUCAAAUUGGAACAUGAACAGAUUCAUGUUGAUAAGAUUAAAAUUGUAGCCUGUAAUGCGAAGAAACCAGGUGAUGCAGAACCUGCUAAGAAUUGA